Messenger RNA from Lactuca saligna, 1839 nucleotides. NCBI's taxonomy places the organism in Eukaryota, Viridiplantae, Streptophyta, Magnoliopsida, Asterales, Asteraceae. The record is from the annotation of a GenBank genome assembly.
CCACUUAUUACUAAAUAUGUAUAAGCAAAAUCUUCUUAUUUAAAACAAAGAAGAUCUCCAAAACCAAAUAUGUUGAAGGAAUCACUUGCUUUUAUCGUGGAAUAAUAAAGCUAGUGAUUCAAAAAAAAAAAAAAAAUCAUCAUAUAUAGUGUACUGUUUUAGGUACUUUUGAGAAAGAACUUUGUAAAACGGAAGGAAAAGAGAAUCAAACAAUGAGAAAACAUUAUUUCUUACUUUGUAUUACCCAGGCCUUAGUUUUCUUGGUGCCGGUUAUAUUAGCUCGGACAUCCACCUUCUCAAUCACAUCCAACAACGUAGAAUUUGAAGAGAAUACAGCUAAAAUCCCUGCGAAGAUCCUUACAGCAAAUAUCGCGAAUCAAACUGAAGGAUCUUUACCCGGAUCAAAUUCAACAAGGAGGGACCUGCAUGCUUGUCAAGCAGCAAACCCAAUAGACAAGUGCUGGAGGUGCAAACCCGAUUGGGCAGAAAAUCGUCAAGCAUUAGCAGAUUGCGCCCUUGGUUUUGCAAAAGGAACAACAGGUGGCAAAGGUGGUGAAAUCUAUGAGGUGACUGAUCCUUCAGAUGACGCUUGUGACAAACCAAAGGAAGGGACACUUCGUUUUGGAGUUACGAGAGACAAACCUUUAUGGAUCAUCUUCACCAAAGAUAUGGUGAUCACGCUGAAACAUGAGCUCGUGAUAUGUAACGACAAGACAAUCGAUGGUAGAGGUGCCUCUGUCGAGAUUGCUAAUGGUGCAGGUCUCACCAUUGGGAAUGUCAAGAAUGUCAUUAUUCAUGGAAUCCAUAUCCACCAUGUAAAAGUAACGGAAGGUGGUAUGAUUAGUGAUUCAGAGACACAUUCUAGGUCAAGAGCAAAAAACGAUGGUGAUGGUAUCUAUAUUUAUGGUUCUUCCAAGAUAUGGAUCGACCAUGUGACACUCAAUGAUGGCCCAGAUGGGCUUGUCGAUGUCACACAGGGCGCCACUUGUGUAACCAUUUCCAACUGCAAAUUCACCAGUCACAACAAAGUGAUGUUGCUAGGGGCAGAUAUUACACAUACUCAAGAUAAAAACAUGCAAGUCACUGUCGCAUACAAUAAGUUUGGAGAAGGAUGUAUCCAAAGACUGCCUAGGUGUCGAUAUGGUUUUUUCCAGGUCGUUAACAAUGACUAUCACAAAUGGCAAAUGUAUGCCGUUGGUGGUAGUAGUGACCCUACUAUCUUGAGCCAAGGCAACCGUUUUUUGGCUCCUGAUGUGGCUAAAUCGAAACAGGUGACACAAAGGCAUGAUGCCCCUGAGGAAGAGUGGAAGAACUGGAAGUGGAAAACGCAAAAUGACACUUUCCUAAAUGGAGCCUUUUUCGUACCAUCAGGUGGUGAGUGGGAACCAACCCCUGAACAGAGCGCCGGUCUGAUUCCACCUUGCCCUGAACCCGUUGAGGCGCUCACUUGUGAUGCUGGCAAACUCACAUGCACGCCUGGCCAGCCUUGUUAAGCAUCCAAAUUAGAAGAACAAGAAAAAAAAAAAAAAAAACACAUUAAUGUUCUUACUUUUGAAGGUCAAACAAAGGGAUGAUGCUCGUGAUGAAGAGUGGAAGCAUUCGCAUUAAUCUUGAAAGGAUGUACAGUUAAGGAACCUCUCAAUACAAAGGCACCAUAGUGUAUAUUUUAUCGUUUAUAAUCUUUAAUUUAAUCACUUUUGUAUAUAUGCCAUGUAGGAUUGUAGGCUCUUAGCGUGCAUAUGAACAGUUACGUCUAAUUAGAUCCGUUUGUAUAAUACACAUGUUUCCAUUUAAUUUAUAAUCGGUGAUAUUUAUCCAUGCUUGUAAUUUAUAGUAAAC